Molecule: messenger RNA, 993 nt
Organism: Lacerta agilis (Sand lizard)
Lineage: Eukaryota; Metazoa; Chordata; Lepidosauria; Squamata; Lacertidae
Gene: TMEM60
Product: transmembrane protein 60
Exons: 3
Coding region: 372-776 (134 amino acids)
Source: RefSeq, a predicted model, not a curated record
CAUCGGCCGGUCGGCUCUGGGGCUGUCGGAGCAGCUUAGACGUUGGCUUCUCUUUUCUCGCUGGUUUGCCCGAGGCCUCGAGUGGUGGGCUGUGAUGAAGCGAGUCUCUGGGGCCCCGUCCUAGGGCAGCGGCUGCUGCUGCGAGACACGCCAGAAGCGUGACUGAGUGGGGACUGUUCCACAAGCUGGCUGCCACCACCACCGAAAAGGCCCUCCUCCAAAUUGCUGCAAAAUGGACUUCAGCAGGCUGCGACACAACCAGAAGGGCCUCAUGCAAAGUUCUUAGAGAGCGAGCAAGUCCAUACGAGAAAAGGUGUUCAUUCAGGGACCAUCUUUUCUACUCUUGCCAACCACCCACUAAAGCUGUUUAAAUGAGAAUGUCCUUGGCACAGAGAGUGCUGCUCACAUGGCUCUUCACAUUGCUGUUCCUGAUCAUGUUAGUGUUGAAACUGGAUGAAAAGGCACCAUGGAACUGGUUUCUCAUAUUUAUCCCAGUUUGGAUAUUUGAUACUAUCCUUCUAGUUAUGAUAAUUGUAAAAAUGGCUCGCCGUUGUAAGUCUGGCUAUGACCCUCGAAAUGGUUCCCGUCACCUCAAGAAGAAAGCUUGGUACCUUGUAGCAAUGCUGCUUAAGUUGGCCUUCUGCCUCGCCCUCUGUGCAAAAUUGGAACAACUUGCUGAAAUAAAGCUAGCUUAUGUCUUUAUUCCCUUUUGGGUGUUGCUCAUUGGAGGGAUAAUAGAACUUGGAUACAACAUCUUCUAUGUACGAAGGGAAUAACUUGUCCAUAGACUUGGGUUUAGCCUUUCAUCAGCCAACAUCACAUUCCUUAACAACAUUAGCUUGCUAUAGGUUUACAACACCCAAAGGAACUACAAGUAACAGCUGUAUGUUGACAUUCUAUAUGCCGUUGGACUAGGCUCUUCAAUGUGUGGAGCACAGCUAUCUGAUUUAUAUGUAAAUACUGUAAAUAAAUUAUCAAAAUAUUUUCCAAGUA